GAGCCCGCGGGACGGUGCCGCCCUCCAACUGCUCCCCUGGCUUCUCCGGACGGUUAACCUCGAAUGAGGAACGAGCGGGGAGGGAAAAGGAGGGCUGCGGCGGCGCGGGCACAGCCCGCCGGGCCCGGGGCGGGGGGCGGCGAGGUCACGUAACGGCCACGCUGGCGUCUGGACGUGGAGGGGGCGCCCUAUCCGCCGCCCGAGCCCUCUUAAGCACCGCGGCUCUGAAACAGUUACCGGCUAGUAAACAACAGCUGCGCGCGCACCCGCAUCAGCUGGCGCUGGAGCCCGCACCUGCGACCUCGUCUUGCUCAGCCCUGCCGCCCCUUCCUGCCCAGUCAGGGCCACUUUGCGUGGCCGUCUCGUCCGGGUAGGACCCAAGAAAUACCGGGCUGACCUACGCCGGGGUCGAGAAAGCGUCUCGCGGCCAAGGGGUGGCGCGUCUUGUCACGCAGCAGAGACUCAGGGAGCUGACUGUGGGCUCAGCGGACUAGCAACGAUCUGCCACGACCCCAAACUACUGUCCGAGGUGUCUUGAUUAGUUUGCCUCCUACAGAUCCCAAGGACCUGUCUUCCGAAGAAGAGCGGGCGUGCCACCCCCGCAACCUCUUGGAGGCAGGAAUCCGCUCUGCCCUGCAUCUUGCUCUCUCACCCUUCUCAUUCUUCUCCAUACAGUGUGUGGGUUAUUUUCCCCGUUAUGCAUGCGCAUCUCUUCCACCAGACCCAAGUGGAUUAUCGACUUAAAAAACAUCGGGUGGCUCUUCACACACCUCCUCCCAGCCAGAUCUGUGGGGUAUUCACCUGAUACACAACAGGUGGCCGGGUGCACACCUUUUCUCAAUCUGAUCCACGCUGUAUUCUCCUGAAUAGGGUGGGCCUGCACGCACUUUGCUCAGCUAGGACUGUGGAACACUCACCAGAUAAAAGACUAACUAGCUCUAGAGAAACCCAGGGUUGAGGGGUAUAGAAGGCCUCACCUGCAGCUGUGAGACCAUGGCACUGAGCCCUCAGCUCUGAACCAGAGGAGAUAGCUAGGAAGCUCUUCAUUCUGAAGGAGCAAAGUUACACAAGAUUGACAUUGUUUUUUUAUGUUUUUGUUUCUCAAAAAAUAUUUUCAGCUGUUGGUAGUGCACUUUCUAAGCUCGAAUUCUGCAUGGGAUUCUUAUUCGGGGCUUUUUGUGGGAUGUGAAUCAAGGUAAUUUUUGUUUUUUUUUUAAGUUUUCUAUUUUUUGCAAUCAAAAGUAGCUAGUGUGGGAGGAAGAUUUUUGUGAGGUUUUUCCUUAUUCUUUGUUAAAAAGGAAAAGAAAAAUGCAUCCUCCAGAAACCACCACCAAAAUGGCUUCAGUUCGGUUCAUGGUGACACCAACAAAGAUUGAUGACAUUCCAGGUUUGUCAGAUACUAGCCCGGAUCUCAGCUCUCGAUCUAGUUCUCGAGUAAGAUUUAGCUCUCGGGAGAGUGUGCCCGAAACAAGCCGUAGUGAGCCCAUGAGUGAGAUGUCUGGGGCCACCACUUCACUGGCAACUGUUGCCCUGGAUCCUGCCAGUGAUCGGACUUCUAACCCCCAGGAUGUUUCGGAGGACCCGAAUCAGAACUCCAUCACAGGGGAACACAGCCAGCUGUUAGAUGAUGGGCGUAAGAAAGCUCGAAAUGCUUACCUCAAUAAUUCCAAUUUUGAAGAAGGAGAUGAAUAUUUUGAUAAAAACUUGGCACUCUUUGAGGAAGAAAUGGACACCAGACCGAAAGUAUCUUCUCUCCUUAACCGCAUGGCCAAUUACACUAAUCUAACACAAGGAGCAAAGGAACAUGAAGAAGCAGAAAACAUCACUGAGGGGAAAAAGAAGCCCACCAAGACUCCCCAAAUGGGUACUUUCAUGGGUGUCUACCUCCCAUGUCUACAAAACAUUUUUGGAGUAAUUCUCUUUCUACGCCUUACAUGGGUGGUGGGCACAGCUGGAGUUCUUCAGGCAUUUGCAAUUGUCCUUAUCUGCUGCUGCUGUACAAUUUUGACUGCUAUCUCCAUGAGUGCCAUUGCCACUAAUGGAGUAGUGCCAGCUGGGGGCUCAUACUUUAUGAUUUCCCGGGCACUGGGUCCCGAGUUUGGCGGGGCUGUUGGCCUCUGCUUUUAUCUUGGUACCACAUUUGCAGCAGCCAUGUAUAUCCUUGGUGCCAUUGAAAUUUUUCUGGUAUAUAUCGUCCCCCGGGCUGCCAUCUUUCGCAGUGAUGAUGCACUCAAGGAAUCAGCAGCCAUGCUAAAUAACAUGCGUGUCUAUGGCACAGCCUUUUUGGUCCUCAUGGUAUUGGUGGUUUUCAUCGGCGUACGCUAUGUGAACAAGUUUGCCUCACUUUUCCUGGCCUGUGUCAUUGUGUCCAUUUUGGCCAUCUACGCUGGAGCCAUCAAGUCUUCUUUUGCCCCACCACACUUCCCGGUUUGCAUGCUGGGUAAUCGUACCCUUUCAUCAAGACACAUUGAUGUUUGCUCUAAGACCAAGGAAAUUAACAAUAUGACGGUACCAUCAAAGUUGUGGGGAUUCUUCUGUAACUCAAGUCAAUUUUUCAAUGCUACCUGUGAUGAAUACUUUGUUCACAAUAAUGUCACUUCAAUCCAGGGCAUUCCUGGGUUGGCUAGUGGUAUAAUUACAGAGAAUCUUUGGAGUAAUUAUCUACCCAAAGGAGAGAUCAUUGAAAAACCCUCAGCCAAAUCAUUUGAUGUCUUGGGAAGUUUAAAUCAUGAGUAUGUUCUUGUUGAUAUUACCACCUCCUUCACACUCCUAGUGGGGAUCUUCUUUCCCUCUGUCACAGGUAUCAUGGCUGGUUCUAAUAGAUCUGGAGAUUUGAAAGAUGCUCAGAAGUCUAUUCCCAUUGGAACUAUCCUUGCCAUCCUGACUACAUCCUUUGUCUAUUUAAGCAACGUUAUCCUUUUUGGUGCGUGUAUUGAAGGUGCUGUUCUCAGAGACAAGUUUGGGGAUGCCGUAAAAGGUAAUUUGGUGGUGGGCACAUUAUCUUGGCCAUCCCCGUGGGUGAUUGUUAUUGGCUCCUUCUUUUCAACAUGUGGGGCUGGACUGCAGAGCCUCACAGGUGCCCCAAGGCUGCUUCAGGCUAUUGCCAAGGAUAACAUCAUACCAUUUCUGAGGGUUUUUGGUCACAGCAAAGCCAAUGGGGAACCUACCUGGGCUUUACUUCUAACUGCUGCUAUUGCAGAGCUGGGAAUCCUUAUUGCCUCCCUGGAUCUUGUGGCCCCAAUUCUUUCCAUGUUUUUUCUCAUGUGUUACCUCUUUGUGAACUUGGCAUGUGCCUUGCAAACAUUACUUCGAACACCAAACUGGAGGCCCCGAUUCCGCUACUACCACUGGGCCCUCUCUUUCAUUGGAAUGAGUAUCUGUCUAGCUCUGAUGUUCAUUUCUUCCUGGUAUUAUGCCAUCGUAGCUAUGGUAAUAGCUGGUAUGAUCUACAAGUACAUUGAGUACCAAGGAGCUGAGAAGGAAUGGGGCGAUGGUAUCCGUGGGCUGUCCCUCAGUGCAGCCCGGUUUGCUUUGCUUCGGCUGGAGGAAGGACCUCCACACACUAAAAACUGGAGGCCUCAGUUGCUUGUAUUACUGAAACUAGAUGAAGACUUACAUGUCAAGCAUCCUCGCCUCCUCACCUUUGCCUCACAGCUCAAAGCAGGAAAGGGUCUCACUAUUGUGGGUUCUGUCAUUGUGGGGAACUUCCUGGAGAACUAUGGUGAAGCUUUAGCUGCUGAGCAGACCAUUAAGCACCUAAUGGAGGCAGAGAAGGUAAAAGGAUUCUGCCAGCUGGUGGUGGCUGCCAAGCUGAGAGAAGGCAUUUCCCACCUUAUCCAAUCAUGUGGCCUUGGGGGCAUGAAGCACAACACAGUGGUGAUGGGCUGGCCCAAUGGUUGGCGGCAAAGUGAAGAUGCUCGUGCUUGGAAGACUUUUAUUGGAACAGUUCGAGUGACAACUGCCGCCCAUCUUGCCCUGUUGGUAGCUAAAAACAUCUCCUUCUUUCCCAGCAAUGUGGAACAGUUUUCUGAGGGCAACAUUGAUGUGUGGUGGAUUGUGCAUGAUGGGGGGAUGCUCAUGCUUUUGCCAUUCCUACUGAAACAGCACAAGGUGUGGCGAAAAUGCAGCAUACGAAUCUUCACAGUAGCUCAACUAGAAGAUAACAGUAUCCAGAUGAAAAAAGACCUGGCCACCUUCCUGUAUCAUCUGCGCAUUGAAGCAGAGGUGGAAGUGGUGGAGAUGCAUGACAGUGAUAUAUCAGCUUAUACUUAUGAGCGCACGCUGAUGAUGGAGCAACGGUCCCAGAUGCUCCGGCACAUGAGGCUAUCCAAAACAGAACGGGACAGGGAGGCACAGUUGGUGAAAGACCGGAAUUCAAUGCUACGACUGACCAGCAUUGGCUCUGAUGAGGAUGAAGAGACAGAAACCUAUCAGGAGAAGGUGCACAUGACUUGGACAAAAGACAAGUACAUGGCAUCCCGGGGACAAAAAGCCAAGUCAAUGGAAGGAUUCCAAGACCUACUUAACAUGCGUCCGGACCAGUCCAAUGUAAGACGAAUGCAUACAGCAGUGAAGCUCAAUGAGGUUAUAGUUAACAAGUCCCAUGAAGCAAAGCUGGUUUUGUUGAAUAUGCCAGGGCCACCCCGAAACCCUGAGGGUGAUGAAAACUACAUGGAGUUUCUAGAAGUACUCACCGAGGGACUAGAACGAGUCCUCCUUGUCCGCGGUGGUGGCAGUGAAGUGAUCACCAUUUACUCAUAAUCUGCUCCUGAAUGACUCUGCUUGGUCUCUCAUUUUCUAAAAGGCUUCCAUCCUCCAUGGAAAAGUGAUGGUUCUUUAUUACCACACUCACUCAACUAGAGUCCUGUGUUCUGUACACGUAACACUGAACUUUUGAUGAGCUGAGCCUCCA
Molecule: messenger RNA, 4912 nt
Organism: Ictidomys tridecemlineatus (thirteen-lined ground squirrel)
Lineage: Eukaryota; Metazoa; Chordata; Mammalia; Rodentia; Sciuridae
Gene: Slc12a6
Product: solute carrier family 12 member 6
Biological process (GO): chemical synaptic transmission; potassium ion import across plasma membrane; cell volume homeostasis
Cellular component (GO): plasma membrane
Molecular function (GO): potassium:chloride symporter activity
Source: RefSeq, a predicted model, not a curated record